AUGAGUGCUCAAUUGAUCGAUGGUAAAGCCUGCGCUCAAGCCAUUCGUACAGAGAUAGCUGACGAGAUCACCGGCUUAAAAUGCCGGGAUCCAUCCUUUAAACCACGUUUGAGCAUUAUCCAAGUGGGUUCGAGGAAAGACUCCAGCACGUAUGUGCGCAUGAAAUGUAAAGCUGCGAAAGAAGCCGGUAUCGAAGCGGAUCUCAUUUCUUUGGCGGAGGAUAUCACCGAGCAGCAGCUGUUGGAUAAGAUAGCUUCCCUGAAUGAAGAGCCUUCUGUUCAUGGUGUGCUGGUCCAGCUUCCUUUACCGGCACACAUUGAUGAGGAUAGAGUGACCUCUGCCGUGGCUGCUUCCAAGGAUGUCGAUGGAUUCGGUCCUAUCAACAUCGGAGAGCUGAACAAGAAAAAUGGGCACCCUUUCUUCUUGCCCUGCACUCCUAAGGGAAUCAUUGAGCUGUUGAAGAGAUAUGAUGUUACCAUUGCGGGGUCUAAGUCGGUCGUUAUCGGCAGAUCUGAUAUUGUGGGGUCUCCUGUCGCUGAGCUGUUGAAGUCCCUGGACUCCACUGUUACAAUCGCACAUUCCAAGACCAAGGAGCUCCCUUCGUAUCUCACGGACGCAGAUAUUGUUGUCGUUGCCAUCGGCGUACCAGAGUUCGUGAAAGGAGAAUGGUUCAAGAACAAUAAGAAGGGCGUCGUGGUUAUCGAUGUGGGUACCAACUUUGUUGAAGAUGCGUCAAAGAAGUCUGGAUACAGAAAUGUUGGUGACGUUGAGUUUGCUGAGGCGUUGAAGUAUGCUAGGUUGAUCACUCCAGUGCCUGGUGGUGUUGGCCCUAUGACGGUGGCGAUGUUGAUGCAGAACACUUUGACAGCCGCCAAGCGCGAUUUGGAGUCAGGGGGAAAGCUCUGCAAAUUUGAACCACUGCCUUUACUCUUGCAGAAGCCAGUCCCUUCGGAUUUUGAAAUCUCUAGGGCUCAGAAACCAAAAGAAAUUUCCAAAGUGGCCUUGGAAGCUGGUAUCCUGCCAUCUGAGUUAGAACCUUAUGGUUCAACAAAGGCUAAGGUAAACCUCAAGAUAAUUGAUCGUUUGAAGGACAGGGAAAACGGCAAGUACGUCUUGGUUACGGGUAUCACGCCAACUCCACUGGGCGAAGGUAAAUCUACCACGACCGUUGGACUAGCACAGGCUUUGGGAGCACAUUUGAAAAAGACAGUUUUCGCCAACGUUCGUCAGCCAUCGAUGGGUCCAACUUUUGGUAUCAAGGGUGGUGCAGCUGGUGGCGGUUACUCUCAAGUUAUUCCUAUGGAUGAGUUCAACUUGCAUGUGACCGGUGAUAUACAUGCGAUUUCGAUGGCGAACAACCUUUUGGCAGCUGCAAUCGAUGCCAGAAUGUUCCACGAGUCGACACAGAAAGAUGUUGCCUUAUACAAGAGAUUAGUUCCUGCCAAGAAUGGCGUUAGAAAAUUUACAAAAACCAUGUUGAAGAGAUUACAAAAAUUGGGUAUUGACAAGUCAAAUCCCGAUGACCUGACUCCUGAAGAGGUCACGAAGUUUGCUCGUCUAGAUAUCGACCCGGAGACCAUUAGCUGGAGAAGGGUGGUUGACUGUAACGAUAGAUUUCUCAGAGGCAUUACUAUCGGUGAAGCUCCAACCGAGCGCGGGUUCACCAGGCAUACUGGUUUCGAUAUCUCUGUUGCUUCCGAAUGUAUGGCUAUUUUGGCUCUCUGUAACUCUUUGUCUGACAUGAGAGAAAGACUAGGGAGGAUCGUGGUUGCUGCCUCCAAGAGUGGUGAACCUGUUACCUGUGAAGACAUUGGGUGUGCAGGUGCAAUGACGGCGCUGCUAAAAGAUGCCAUCAAACCUAACGUUAUGCAAACACUAGAAGGUACUCCUGUGUUCGUUCACGCUGGUCCUUUCGCUAAUAUUUCAAUUGGUGCCAACUCUGUUCUGGCUGACAAGAUGGCAUUGAAGCUAGCUGGUGUUGAUCCAGCUUUGCCCCAGCAAGAAAAGAAUGAGAGAGCUGGAUAUGUUAUUACGGAAGCCGGUUUCGAUUUCACUAUGGGUGGUGAAAGAUUUAUUAACAUCAAAUGUCGUUCCUCAGGCCUCAAACCAGAUGUCGUCGUAAUCGUCGCCACUGUGAGAGCGCUCAAGGUUCACGGUGGUGGUCCGGAGGUUAAGGCUGGUGCUCCAUUGCCUGUCGCUUACCUGACAGAGGACGUCGAAUUGUUGAGAAAGGGCUGUGCCAACUUGACGAAACAUAUCUCGAACGCCAAGCGAUACAACUUGCCUGUCGUUGUCGCGAUUAACAAGAUGUCUUCUGACACUGACCUAGAACACCAAAUCAUUAGAGAAGAGUCUUUGAAGGCUGGUGCCUACGAUGCUAUCGUAUCGAACCACUGGGAGGAAGGCGGUGCCGGUGCCGUUGACCUUGCCAACGGUAUUAUCAAAGCCACCCAAGAGGAAUCAAACAAGGAUUUCAAGUUCUUGUACGAUACCGAGGGUUUAACAGUCGAGGAAAAGAUCACAAAGAUUGCUCAGGAUAUGUACGGUGCAAAGGACGUUGAGUUCCUGCCAGAAGCACAAAAGAAGAUUAAACUUUACACCAAGCAAGGUUUCGACAAGCUACCUAUUUGCAUAGCAAAGACUCAGUAUUCUUUAUCUCAUGAUGCUAACUUGAAGGGUGUGCCAACUGGCUUCACUUUCCCAAUCAGGGAUGUCAGAGCCUCUAUCGGUGCCGGUUACUUGUACGCGUUAGCAGCUGAGAUCCAGACAAUCCCAGGUUUGCCAACCCAUUGUGGUUUUAUGAACGUUGAGGUUAACGAGGACGGAGAAAUUGAAGGUAUGUUUUGA
Molecule: messenger RNA, 2847 nt
Organism: Torulaspora globosa
Lineage: Eukaryota; Fungi; Ascomycota; Saccharomycetes; Saccharomycetales; Saccharomycetaceae
Gene: ADE3
Product: trifunctional formate-tetrahydrofolate ligase/methenyltetrahydrofolate cyclohydrolase/methylenetetrahydrofolate dehydrogenase ADE3
Exons: 1
Coding region: 1-2847 (948 amino acids)
Biological process (GO): tetrahydrofolate interconversion
Cellular component (GO): cytosol
Molecular function (GO): methylenetetrahydrofolate dehydrogenase (NADP+) activity; formate-tetrahydrofolate ligase activity; methenyltetrahydrofolate cyclohydrolase activity
Source: RefSeq, a predicted model, not a curated record